This is a messenger RNA of Staurois parvus, 565 nucleotides long. NCBI's taxonomy places the organism in Eukaryota, Metazoa, Chordata, Amphibia, Anura, Ranidae. The record is from the annotation of a GenBank genome assembly.
CAUCAUUGGAUUCAGUGGGAGGAAUCGUGCCCCAUCAUUGGUGUCAGUGGGAGGAAUAGUACUCCAUCAUUAGUGUCAGUGGGAAGAAUCGUGCCCCAUCAUUGGUGUCAGUGGAAAGAAUCGUGCCCCAUCAUUGGUGUCAGUGGGAGAAAUCGUGCCCCAUCAUUGGUGUCAGUGGGAGGAAUCAUGCCCCAUCAUUGGUGUCAGUGGGAGGAAUCAUGCCCCAUCAUUGGUGUUAGUGGGAAGAAUUAUGCCCCAUCAUUGUCAGGGGGAGGAAUAGAGCCCCAUCAUUGGUAUCAGUGGAGGAAGUGCCCCAUCAUUGGUGUCAGUGGGAGGAAUAGUGCCCCAUCAUCGGUAUCAGUGGGAGGAAUAGUGCCCCAUCAUUAGUGUCAGUGGGAGGAAUAGUGCCCCAUCAUAGAUGUCAGUGGGAGGAAUAGUUCCCUAUCAUUGGUGUCAGUGGAAGAAUAGUGCCCCAUCAUUGGUGUCAGGGGGACGAAUAGUGCCCCAUCAUUGGGUGUCAGUAGGAGGAAUAGUGCCCCAUCAUUGGUGUCAGUGGGAGGAAUAG